UAUUUGCUCCUGGUUUAAUUUUUCGUUAAAGAAAAAAAAUGUAUAUGUAUUUCACAUGGAGUAUUUUAAAUAGGGCUAGUACCUUCCUGCUGGAGAAGAUAAAAAAUAUAUAUGUGCCUGUUCCCAGCCUUGCCGGGCUCUACACUCCUCCCCAGUGUCCCAGGAUCCGCGCCAGCCCCUGCCCAGGCCAAGGGGACUCGAGCGACAAGGGCCGCAGCUGGGAGCCCCUCGGCCCUCAAGUGGAACAGUGUGAGGGAGACAGAAGCACCCCCAGAAUUAGCAAAGCCACUGUCAAGCACACUUGCAACCAUGCCCAAGAGAAAGGCAAAAGGAGAUGUUAAAGGUGACAAAGCGAAGGGGAAGGAUGAGCCACAGAGGAGAUCUGCACGGUGGUCUGCCAAACCUGCCCCUCCAAAACCAGAGCCCAGGCCUAAAAAGGCUCUGGCAAAGAAGGGAGAGAAGCUGCCCAGAGGGAAAAAGGGACAAACAGAUGCUGGCAAGGAUGGGAACAACCCUGCCAAAAACAGAGAUACCUCCACAGUCCAGGCACAGAAAGCAGAAGGCACUGGAGAAUCCAAGUGAAGUGUACAUUUUUGAUAGCUUUGUACUUCUAGUGACUCUGCUGUUUGAAAUACUGUUUUUUUUUUUUUUUAAAUCAAAUUUUAUAAAAAUGUAGAAAUUUGGUUUACCUUUUUGUUGUUGUUAUGUUAGUAUGCAGAAUACUUCAUAUUUCUUAUGUAGAAAGGUCAAAUACCACUAACAGAAUGUCUCAGAAGACAGACUGAAAUGGGGAAAAAUAGGAUUUUCUGUCCUGGAUUUUGAAGAUUUUUCUUGGU
Molecule: messenger RNA, 836 nt
Organism: Choloepus didactylus (southern two-toed sloth)
Lineage: Eukaryota; Metazoa; Chordata; Mammalia; Pilosa; Megalonychidae
Product: high mobility group nucleosome-binding domain-containing protein 4-like
Exons: 1
Coding region: 112-582 (156 amino acids)
Biological process (GO): chromatin organization
Cellular component (GO): chromatin; nucleus
Molecular function (GO): nucleosomal DNA binding
Source: RefSeq, a predicted model, not a curated record